Thlaspi arvense is the source of this 495-nucleotide messenger RNA. The record is from the annotation of a GenBank genome assembly. NCBI's taxonomy places the organism in Eukaryota, Viridiplantae, Streptophyta, Magnoliopsida, Brassicales, Brassicaceae.
AUGAAACUUUCAUCUCAAUUCUUCAGUGACCUACUUGAUUCCAUUAUUGUUGAUGUUGCAUCUGAGUGUCAUCGAAUAGCAAGGCUGGGCCUUGACCAUAAUUUGGAAGAAGAGGAAGAAGAAUUGAGACUGUCUGCACAAGCUAGGGCCAGGGUAGCUGAUCCAAGUAACAGUAGUGAAGCAAACAGCAAAUAUACUGUUGACAUAUUUGGACAAACUCAUCCUUCUAUAGCCAAUGAAGUAUUUGAGUGCAUGAACUGUAGGCGAUCGAUUAUGGCUGGAAGGUUCGCUCCUCAUUUGGAAAAAUGCAUGGGAAAGGGGAGAAAGGCUCGACUUAAGGCGACAAGAAGCAGCACGGCUGCACAGAAUCGGUAUUCACGAGGCAGCCCUGCUACCACCUACUCCCCUUAUUCAACUUCUACCAGGUUAUCAAAUGGAACACUCGGUGUUGCAGGUCAUGAGGAUUAUCCAAAUGGUACCUCGGAAGAGCCAUGA